Molecule: messenger RNA, 8046 nt
Organism: Cydia strobilella
Lineage: Eukaryota; Metazoa; Arthropoda; Insecta; Lepidoptera; Tortricidae
Gene: RhoGAP19D
Product: rho GTPase-activating protein 23
Exons: 26
Coding region: 260-5353 (1697 amino acids)
Biological process (GO): signal transduction
Molecular function (GO): protein binding
Source: RefSeq, a predicted model, not a curated record
GUGGCGGCCGCGAAGCGGCACACCGCGGACGGCGCGGACGCGCUUCCGAAACACGAUCGAUAUGACGAUCUAUGAGUACAUCGAUCGAUAAACGACGCGAGUGGUCUUGUGAUCUAGCGGUGUGCUAUGUGAUUUUAAUCAAGUGCCGGUCGAAACUUUACCAUCUUAAAAGUAAUUAAACGUGGAAUGCUCGGCCAUGCUAGCCAUGGCUGACUAGUCAUUACAUGUGUUUGUGGUGGUGAAGUGAAAAGUGAUCAAAAUGAUGCAAGGAUUGCUCGAUUCGCUGUACAAGAUCUAUACAGAUUGGCGCGCACCAAUGGCCGACGAGGAGGCUCGGGCGCGGCGCGCGCCCGCGCCGCCGCCGCGGCAGCCCGCGCGGCCGCCGGACCCGCGCCCGCGUACCCUCUCCCCCGACUCCCCUGCCAACCUCCCCGCUCCCCCGCGCCUCAUCAGACCCUCCGAACACCUGGCGUUGGUUGAGUGGUCUGAGCGGAGGCCGCAUCCUCUGUGCCCGACCGUGAUCAUCCAAGGUCCGAGACCUGCUGUUCCGCCGCGCCCUCCUGUGCAUAGGCACGUCGCACCCCCGCAGCCGAGGAUGCCUGCACCAGUGCCUCAAGGUCAUGCCGGCCAGCAGGUCAUGAGGAUGCCGCAGCAAAGGAGAGAUAUUCAGCCCCCACCGGUCUCGCACCCCCCGCUGGCCCUGCCUGCGUCCACGUCUGCGUCCGUGCCGCCCGCCUCGCUCGCCGCUGCGCCGCGCACCAUCGUCAUCCAGCGCCCCGACGCCCGCCACGGCUUCGGGUUCACCUUGCGGCACCUGGUCGUCUACCCGCCGGAUUCACUGCAGGAGUUGUACGAGGAUGCGCGCCACCUCGCGGUGGGCGCGGUCGGCGCUCCCAUGGACACGAUCUUCGUAAGGUCCGUGCGGCCGGGCGGGCCAGCGGCCGCGGCAGGGCUGCGCGCGGGCGACCGCGUGCUGGCCGUCAACGGGGAGCCGGUGGCCUGCGGCCGCAGCCGCGCGCCGUAUGCGAGGGUCGUCCAGCUGGCGCAGCGGGAGCCCUUCUCGCUCAAGCUGACGGUUGUGCCGAGAGACCACGAUCUGUUGCAACGGUAUUUCAGCGAAGCCGCCUACAACCCUGAAUCGAACCAGCGGCACAUUGAAAUGCCGGCGCCGAUAACCGAGCACGAGUCGCGCCUGUUCGACGCGUACCGGAGGCCGAGGGCCGCGCUGCCGGCCCCGCAGGUGCCGCGGCGGGAGGACCCGGAGUACGCGAGCGUGGCGUCGCUGACACCCUCGCGGUAUGACGUGCCGCGGCUACCCACUACACCCCACCAUUUGUUGCAUGAUAGUAGAAGAGAAUCAGACACAUCGCUACCAUCAUCGGCCACAGAAAGCAAAGACAGCCUUGGCUCCUUCGACUCGAACUCAACCCUAACCGGCAGAGAACUAGACGACUCGAUUAUCCUAUCCCGAAUACGAAAGAGUCUCGAACAGAAAGAGGCUUUCCUCAGACGACCGAGCCAACCCACCGGUUGGGUCACCCCCGACGUCCCACCGCCCAUAAAACAAAAAGAGUUCUACGCGAGGCCACAGAAGCUACAGAAACCAGCGUGGCCUCCCCCUUCUUCUCCGCCUCUCGCGGCAUCUCCCCCACCCUCGUUACCCCAACAAGAAAUUAAAAGAGAUGAUUGCUCAGCGAGCGUUGACAGCGGAACGUACAGUGGGUACGGGGAAGUUAACGGAACUCCAAACGACAAACAGAGACUAAAACAGGACAAAAGUCAAUUUGUGGCCACACUAUCGAAGAUACAGGAGUCGAUGCCAAGCAAUAAUGGGUCGAUGAAUAAUGGAUUUUCUCCUGAGUAUCAGGAGGCGGCAUCGACGAGUAAUCAGGAUAGCAGAUAUCCAGUGCCUGAGCUCCAGCUAGUGACGGCUCGGACGAGGCAGCUCGAGGAGGCUCGAGGAGGCGGCGAGCGGCGCACGGAGGUCGCUCGUAGCGAGCUGGCUCGUAUGUCCACGACGCGGCUCGAGCCCAGCGUGGCGCUGCGGAGGAAAGAGUUCGAGACCAGGACGUCCAGGAGAGAAGCCAGGUCGCUCGAUGUACAACCUCAGCAAGAUUUAGAGCAUGAAUUAGCACUCGGCGGCAGCUUGUCAGGAAACCAGUUGAUGAUCACCGGCGGUAAAUACCUACAUUGUCCGCCACCUGAAAAAUAUGUUCCCGAAACAGAAAAGGUUCAAAUGCGAACAAGGUCAAACAGUACAGGCAGUGAAGGAUUACCUAUUAGAAGACAUCAUGCCACAGAUGGCAGUCACGCGAAGAGACGUAUGGGGCUGAACAGGGAGCAAAUGGAGGCCAUGAACCGGGUGUCUCUGCCCGGCGCGGGCGCGGCCGUGCGGCCCACGCAGCUGAGCCUGGCGCCGCCCUCGGCCGCCAGCUCGGCCGCCACGUCGCCGGCCGAGCCCUCGCCCACGCCCAGCACGCCCGCCGACUCAGGUUUUGCUGACGACUUGGUGACACGGAGACAGAAGAAAGAUGCUCAACUUGGUGCAGAGGAGGAGCGCGCGAUGCGUCGCGUGUCCUACCUGAAAGCCACGUGGGGAGACCGGCUCCACCUGGACAGCGAUCCGGAGCCCGACGCCGACCAUCACGCUUUGAGAAGUGUAUACCGCAAGUGGCGCCCUCCUCGGUUCACGGAAGACAUUACGCCGCUGCUGCGCAUAUUCGACCCCCACGCGUCGCUCCCAAUGCGCCCUGAGAAUAAGGGGGAGGGAACAAGCGAGAGCGCUGUGGAGGCGAUCGAAGGAGACGUGCAAGGGAAUGUGCAGAUCAAGAUGGUAGUCAGCAAUGGGAAGCGUGCGAGCGACCGAUCAUGGAAACAGGAGUGGGCGGUGCUGCACGGGACCAAGCUGCAUCUCUACAGACAUCAUCCUAGCCAGAGCCCUGGCGCAGUGAGCGGAUCCACACCGGGCGCGGAAAGCUCGCGCGACACACUCGACAUGCGGUACUCUCUGGCGGCGUUAGCCGAUGAUUACACAAAGAGAAAACACGUCGUGCGCGUCACCACUGCCGCCGGCGCUGAGCUGCUGCUACAGGCGGAGGGACCAGAAGACGCCCAGCGCUGGCUGGCGGCGCUUCGCCGGCACUCGGCCGAGCCGCCGCCCGCGGAGACCGCGCCCGCACUGCCCGACUGCCCCUCGCCGCUGCCGCCGCAGCGCAGCAAGAAGAUCGGCCGCAACAGGUCGCCCACGGGACCGCCGACGCCAACCCUUCCAUCAUCGCCGAAGAAUAAAACAUGGAAGGGCCGCAUGGCGAAGCAGCUCCGUCGCAUGCACGGCGGCGGCGCCGCGACCGUGCCCGCGCCGACUUCAGGGUGGCUCGGCGCGCCGCUCGAGCGCUGCCCCACCGACCCGGAGCACCCGCUGGUGCCGAGAGCGGUCACGCUGCCAGCACAUGCUGUGGAGGCUUGUGGUCUCCGCACAGUAGGCGUGUACCGCGUGCCGGGCAACGCGGCCGGCGUGGCGGCGCUUGCGGCCGCGCUGGACCGCGGCGAGCCUCCGCCGGAGGGCGACCCGCGGUGGGCGGAUGUGCACGUCGCCUCCAGUCUGCUCAAGGCUUAUCUGAGGCGGCUGCCUGAUCCGCUGCUCACGGCUGACAUGUAUCCCGCUUUUAUUGCGGCCGAUCGCUCACCUGAGAGAGCUCGGGAGUUACGCCGUUUAGUCCAAGCUCUGCCCGAGGCUCACUACGAAACACUCAAGUACCUGAUCGAACAUUUGCGUCGCGUCGUCGCGCACUCGUCAUAUAACAAGAUGGAAGCGCGAAACUUGGCCAUCGUGUUUGGACCAACGUUGGUGCGCGGCGCCAGCGACGACAUGCUCGCGAUGGUCAAUGACAUGUCCAGUCAGUGCCGCAUCAUCGAGUCUUUUCUGUCUCACUAUGACUGGUAUUUCGAAGAGGAGGAAGGCGAGCCCCCAGUGGAACCCCCGACGACGGCGGAGGAGCUGUCUCCGGCCCCCGCACCCUCCCGGGACCUCCUCAUCCACAACGUCAAGAAGAUCGAAGGAAAAGACGUGUCGACUCGCGACAUCGUAUCCUCGAUCAUCUCCGCGGCGAACCGCAAGAUCCAGCGCAAGCCGCGGUCGAAGCCGUCGUCGGAGAGCAAGAAGUGGGCGGAGGCCGAGAAGCGGCCCGAGGCGUCGCCGGGCGCCUCGCCGCCCAACUCCCCGCUCACGUCGCCGCCCGCGCACCUCACCACCUCCCUCGCCGACUACGACGGCCUGCCGCAUAGGUUCAACCAGGGAGGCAACAAAGUGGAGAUGGAGUCCAUAUCAGUGUUGGGCCGCGGUCGCCAAGAGCUCUCGCGGCACACACACACACUACAGAGCUUCUCCAUCGAUGGAACCGGAGAUUUGGUGUCGUCUCUGACGAGCACGUUCGACCAGAAGCUGCGCACGCUGAACAACUCGUCGCCGCUGGACGACGGCAGCAUCCCGUACGCGGACGAGCCCGAGCCGGACGAGCUCGAGCCCUCGGGCAAGUCCUCGUCGAGCUCCCCGUCCGAGCACAGCGAGCGCGAGGAGCGCGUCUCCCCCGCCGCGCGUGCGCAGGAGCUCAAGGCCGCGUGGCUCGCGAGGGACCUGCGCCACUCCUCCUCCUCCAGCGACGAGCCCGACGCGCGCUGGCCGCUCCCCCGCACCCCGCACGCGCGUGUUCCCACCCCGCCCACCCAGGACGACGACGACUCGGAGAAGGAGAACUGCAUCAUUCCAAAAAAGAACGACGAGGCCCGCAGCACCGAGGACGAGAAGGACGUCGACACCCGCUCGCAGGUAUCCGAAACGAUGCCCGACAACGACAAGACCAUCGAUCGGCUGCUCUACCCUUCCGCUUACAAAAACGGUCUGCGUCUGUCUAACCCGGAGUGCGUGAAGCGCAACAGCGCCGCGCUCGAAAACGACAGCGAAAAAGACGUAGAUUGCUCCAAACUGAAACGAUCCGAGUCUCUGAACAGGGAUCCGGAGCGGAGCGAGGCGCGCGUGCUGCGCUCCGAGAGCCUCAACUGCCGCGUGGAGUCGCGCCUGCAGCGCUCCGAAUCGCUCAACAAGGGCGAGCGGCUCAGCAAGCUCGAGAAGGGCGAGUGGAACAUCGUGAGGAGGCGCGAGGGCGCGUGGCGCUCGACCAAGCUGAAGCGCAAGAACGGCAUGCCGGAGCGCGGCAUCAAGCGGCGCCACACCGUGGGCGGGACCAAGGACUUCGACAAGGACGGCUGGAGUGCGCGCCACACGCGCACGUCGUCGCCGGACCUGAGCGCGCCGCUCGUGCCGCCGCCGCGGCCGCCGCUCGAGAGCCACGUCUGACACGACCACUACCGCGAGGCGCACUCCUUGUAAAGGACCGCCGACUGCCCAGUGCCCAGUGCCCACUGCCCACUGCCGGCCAGGCCGCGCCCGACGACUGAUCGCCGCGUGUCGUUGUCAUCGAAGCUGCGGACUUUCGCAGGUCGAAAUCGUUUUCGGGAACUGCAUCGGUUGUAAAUGUUUUGUGGCGCACUGGCGUUUUCGGUAAAUACAGAAGUGAUGCCCCCGGCCGCGCUCGGCGCCGGCGGGGGACGGGUUUCGACAAAAACAUUAGCCGUUUCUAGAUAUUUAGUCAUUAAUGGACUGAAGUAUCGCAUGAUGAAUGGGCUUCGAAGUACAUCGUUUCUUCGCUAACUGGACUCUACUAUGGGUGCCUAGUGUUCGGGUGGUGCUGUUUAUUUUAUACCUAAGUAGUUUUUUUUUCUAAUGAAGUGGGUGAAUCAAAAAUUUGGGUACCGGAAAUCAAGAAAAUAUAUGUUUUAAAAUCUGAUUACAUGCAGUACCUACCAUAUUUAUAUCUUCGACUAACAGGAACUUUCGCAUCGAGAGAGGCUAUUAUUUUGAUUCGACUCAAUUGACUGAAUAGAUUAGGUCACAAAAAUAUCUAAUUAUAUAUAUUAUAGUAUGAAAUAAAAAACUAAUACUCAAAAGUCAUUUACAUUAUAUUAUAUCGAAAAAUCAUACAUAAGUAAUAAAAAUAUUCGAAACUUAUAUUGAAGUAACAAAGACAUAAGUUAAUAUUGUAUAUGAGAUAUAGGACAACGUAUUACUCAUUGAAAAAAAAAGUACAGUGCAAUACAAUUUAGGUACUUGAAUAGUAAAAAUGUUUAAGGAAAGAAACAAAUGAAGGCGAAUGCCGCAACAAACAGCCGCCCUUUAACGAUCAAGAACCAAACAAAGUAAACGGGGUUCUUAAUCACCAAAGGACAGCUAGCAGCGGCGGGCAUUGGGGCAGUGCCGUGCUUGGUUUGAUGGAGUGUAACAUUUGUUGCUCCGAACGUAGCUUAUAAAAUUAUGGUGCGGACUACUAACGUGGCACUGCCCCAAUAGAGAACUUAAGCUCACUAAAUAAUGCCAAAGAAUGAUAAGGAAAUCGUCAAUUUUGAGAAUGCGAGGAGCAUACUAGAGUGAAGGCGCGAUUCUGAAAGGAAUGGAAGGAAUAUGUAUCAACGAACUACUGAGUUACGCACCAUAUCGAGGCAAAACGCACUGUACCUUGUAGCGUCGCUGCGCCCCCGACAUACAACUCCCUGUGUAGGUUUAGAACUACUCUGUACGGAGUUGUGUGGGGCGCUUGCAGACGCCGUGAUAGUGCUAACGAGCAUAAUACAACUAAUAUUAGUGCUAGUAGUAGAUAGUACAUACAUACAAUGAAUGUUAAUUAGAUACUACGCCCAGGCGUACGUUAGUUUAAGUAUAUGUGCCCGAUCGGGUGAACAUGUGACCAGGCUACUAUAACACCACGUAACUUUAAGCAUUAUCGGUAAGAAUUACAUAAUAGGUACUCGUCGAGUUAUAUUGAUAGCGAUUAUUGGAAGGAAUUAUAAAAAUAAAUAAAAGCAUACAUCACCUACUUGCCUUUGCAAUAGUUUUAGCGGAUUUGACUUAAUAUGCACAAUUCUCAGAUUAAAAUAGAUUAUUUUUAAUAAAGUUACCUAGUAGACUCGUCUCCUCUGUAAUGAAAUUAUGUACCUAAUCAAAUAUUUUAGAUGACAUGGAUAAAUUGUAAAACUUUGACUUAGUUUUUAAAUAUUACAAAGUGCGACUUGUAUUGUAAAUAGUGUAUGCAUUGUGCGUUGUGCGUCUCCCUGAUCACGGGUUGCAGUUUGCAGUGGCCGCCACGGCAGACCGCGCUAGUACGGGAUGGGAGAUGGGAGACGCGGUACGUUUACGUAGUACGUAUGACAGUAACCGGGCCGCGCGGCCCGCCCGUAUCGACUAACCGACGUAACACUCCUACAGUGAUAAUAAUAAAAGUGAUUCUCUAGCUUUGUAUAAAUUGUACAUUUCUUUUUAUGAUUAAUUUAUAUUAAAUUUGUUAUCGUAGCUUUGUUGAAUGCAAUUAUUUUUUAUUGUUUUGUUUAUCAAAGAGAAGUAUUUUAGGCUAAAUUCGAUUGUUAUUUAUUUGCGAAAGCUGUAAAACGUGAUUUGGCACAAUUUCUUUUAAAAUUGUAAUUAUAUUUUGUAAAUAAUACAUCGGCAAAAUGAUGUUUUAGACUUUCGUUCAUUAACUAUUUUGAAAAUUUUAUACCAUCUUUACGUUAAGGCGAUCUCAAGUUUGUUGAAUGUUUGCAAAGCGUUCCUUUAAAGUUUUAUUUGUAAAUAUAUCUUUUAAUGUAGGAACAGUGAAUUUACUAAUUGUAACUGCAUCAUAUUGUAAGUACAGAUGUAAUGGCGGUAGGGGCGAGUCGGGGCGGCCCGGAUCGGACCGGACCGGUCGGACGGCGCCGCCCGGCGGUCCCGCCUGCUCGUUAGGUACAUACAUAUAAAAGACAUGUCUCGCUCGAGUGUUUGCUUGCAAGAGAAUUUUAUUCAAGUAAUCUAAUUCAUGUCCUUCGUGUAAUCAGCUAUGAAAUUCAAAUAAACACCGUAAGACAUUUUGCAAACGUGGUCUGAUUCACGUUACAAUAUUCAUUGUCAUUGUGUAUAUUUUGGAGCAAUGGAAUAGAAUAAAAUACUGAAUCAAUUUAGAA